Molecule: messenger RNA, 1874 nt
Organism: Ciona intestinalis (vase tunicate)
Lineage: Eukaryota; Metazoa; Chordata; Ascidiacea; Phlebobranchia; Cionidae
Product: fumarate hydratase, mitochondrial
Biological process (GO): malate metabolic process; fumarate metabolic process; tricarboxylic acid cycle
Cellular component (GO): mitochondrion
Molecular function (GO): fumarate hydratase activity
Source: RefSeq, a predicted model, not a curated record
UUAAGAAUUAUAUUGUCAGAUCCGCUGUAAGGCAGUUUAAAAUUCCUUCUGUAUUUUUGUUUAAAUUAGCUUCAUUAAAGAUGAUUGGUGCUCCGUUUACAGUUAGAACUUCACAAAUUGUAACUGGAUUUUGUAGAUCAAGAAAACCUAUAUUCAAUAGAAUUCUCACUAUGGCUACCAAAAGAUCCCUGGCAAGUGCAGGUUUUCGUAUAGAAACUGACAGUUUUGGGGAACUACAAGUUCCUGCUGAUAAAUAUUAUGGAGCAAACACUGCAAGAUCGCUCAUGAACUUUAAAAUUGGGGGCCCGGGAGAUAAAAUGCCAAUUGAAGUGAUCCACGCUUUUGCGAUUCUUAAAAAAGCAGCCGCAGAAGUGAAUAAGGAAUUUGGUUUGUCUGUCGAGUUGGCUAAUGCUAUCACCAAAGCGGCGGAUGAGGUGAUUGCUGGAGAUUUGGACUCACAUUUCCCGCUUGUUAUCUGGCAAACUGGCAGUGGAACACAAUCUAAUAUGAACAUAAACGAAGUCUUAGCAAAUCGAGCAAUUGAACUCUUGGGUGGUGAGCUUGGAAGCAAAAAUCCAGUUCAUCCAAAUGAUCAUGUCAACAAAAGCCAGAGUUCAAAUGAUACAUACCCCACAGCAAUGCACAUUGGAGUUGCCAGAUCAAUCACCAAUGUGCUACUACCUGGCUUAAGAACAUUGGAAACCGCUUUGGAACAGAAAGCCACAGAGUUCAAGGACAUUGUUAAGAUCGGCCGUACGCACACACAAGAUGCAACACCUUUAACGUUAGGACAGGAGUUUUCUGGUUAUGUUCAGCAAGUGAAAAACGGUAUUGCGAGAGUUGAAUCCUGCCUUCCAAGAUUAUAUGAGCUUGCAGCUGGUGGUACUGCAGUUGGAACUGGCCUUAAUACAAGAAUUGGAUUUGCAGAGAAAGUGGCGGCAAAUGUGGCCUCAAUCACUGGUCUACCUUUUGUUACAGCUCCGAAUAAAUUUGAAGCUCUUGCCGCACACGAUGCUUUGGUUGAAGCCAGUGGCGCAUUCAAUACAGUUGCAUGUUCUUUAAUGAAAAUUGCCAAUGACAUUCGCUUUCUUGCUUCUGGCCCACGGUGUGGUCUCGGAGAACUAACACUGCCUGAAAAUGAGCCUGGAAGUAGCAUCAUGCCUGGAAAGGUAAACCCAACACAAUGUGAAGCUAUCACUAUGGUUUGUGCUCAAGUUAUGGGCAAUCAUGUUGCUGUCAGUAUUGGUGGUUCAAAUGGGCAUUUUGAACUGAAUGUGUUCAAGCCUAUGAUGGUAUCUAAUGUUCUACGCUCAUCCAGAUUAAUUGGCGAUGCUUGUGUCUCUUUCACUGAAAACUGUGUGAAUGGAAUCACAGCAAAUGAGGACAGAAUAUCGUCACUACUUCACGAGUCUCUGAUGUUGGUCACUGCCCUUAACCCACACAUUGGGUAUGAUGCCGCAGCUAAAAUUGCCAAGACCGCUCACAAGAAUGGGUCAACCUUGAAGCAGACAGCUAUUGAACUUAACCUGCUAACAGCAGAACAGUUUGAUAUGUGGGUCAAGCCUGAAGACAUGCUUGGACCAAAGUGAACAACCAAUAGAAGUGUUUCAAGUGCUCUUCACAAAAGUUCUUUAUUAAUUAUAAAUGCAUUAAAAUAUCUAUUACAACUGUGUCUGUGUAAAUAGCAGUGCACCAUGCAAUUCAUUUUUUUCUAAAACUUUAUAAAGUUCAAAGAUUACAAUUGUAUCAGCUUAAACUGUUUGAUUGUGCUUUAAAAUUUAUUUAUACACAAAAACCCUACAAAUGUAAACAGUUCCCGAAAAGCUAUGUUGGUGCACAUCACAUAUAUAUUAUAAUGUGUUUUAUUUUCUGCA